CUGAGGCUCUCUCCACGUUUUGCACGAUCCUGGAUCCAGAGUUUUCUCUGCUCCGAUUCAAGGUUUGGCUCGCUCCGCCCCCGAAUGAUUGCAUAUCAGUACUGGCCCAGAGCGCGAUGAGCACUUUUUUAUUUUUGGGUUGAGGUCGAACGUGUAUCAGCCUGUUGUUCUGUGUGACCAGCGCUCAAUAAUUUAGACAAGAUUGGACACAGUAACUGGAAUCAACACCUUUACUUAUAUUGUGCUGACAACGGUGCGACGUGGUCAGGAGAUUCAGCCGAGGAGAUAGGGGAAUGGCAGACCGCAUGAUGGCUAUGAACCAUGGACGAUUCCCCGAGGCUGUAAAUGGUCUACACCAUCACCACCCUGCGCGUAGGAUGGGGAUGGGUCAGUUUUCAAGUCCACAUCACCAUCAGCAGCAGCAGCAGCAGCAGCAGCAGCAUGGUUAUAACGGGUUAAUGGGAGAGCACUUGCACUACGGAGGUGGGAAUGUGAACUCAAACCACGGAAUCAGGCAUUCUAUGGGGUCUGGGAAUGUAAGCGGGGGACACCCGAGCGGUAACAUGCCUCCUGCCGUGCGGUACAAUUCUCAGUACGUGGGACCCUCAGUCAGUAGUCAAGGACAGCUCGCGGCCAGUAUGCAGUUGCAGAAGCUGAAUACACAGUAUUACAACCACCACGCGCAUCCAUCUCACCAUCAUUAUAUGCCCGAUUUGCAUCCCGCGAGCCAUCAGAUAAACGGACCGGGACAACAGUUCAGAGACUGCAACCCAAAACAUAGCACAUCCAGUUUGCCUCCACCGGCACAUCAUGUGCCUGCAGCAAUACUGCCCCCCAACGUCAUCGACACGGAUUUUAUUGACGAGGAGGUCUUGAUGUCUUUAGUUGUUGAGAUGGGACUGGACCGCAUAAAGGAGCUACCGGAACUGUGGCUGGGACAGAACGAAUUUGAUUUCAUGACAGAUUUCGUUUGCAAGCAGCAGCCAAGCCGAGUGAGUUGUUAAUCUCACGAAGUGGACUUAUUUUACAUUUGUUCGAGAGGACUACUAAAACAUUCCUGCGUUUUGUUUUAAUUUUACACAUAUAUCAGAUGGAAUCGGUCAGCAAAAGCGUUCACGACAAGGAUCGAACUGUCGUGUGUUUAUAAUAAUUUAUUCCACUUAAUUUCGACGUACCGACUGCAGUCCAUUUGUGACGCGGAGGAUGAUGUGUUUAGCUUUUUGGGUUGUGCGGCCAUCGCAAAGAACUUCUUAUCGGAAGGAUACAUGUUAUCCAAGUCUAUGCUAUGCAUUACGAAUUAAUUUAAAAAACUUGUAAUAUUAAGAAAAUAAACAGGGAAGGCCUAGAAACAACUUGUGUUCUUUUCAAAUGGAAAGGAAACGUUCAAUUGCUGUGCUAGCUAAAAUAUUUAUUUUCCUGCAUCAUUUAAACGUUGAAUUAGAGAUGUUAAGUAAUAUAAAAUUCAAAAAAACGCAUCAUUCUAAAUUAUGUAAGUGGAUGCUUGUAGGCAAGUACUGUGUAAUUGUUCCAGACAAUAAUAUACUGUACAAUUUAGUGGCCAUAUAUUUACCAGAUAUCUGUGCUGUUAAAUGAUUUGUCUGAUUACCAAGGAAGAAAACUGCUAGGUGGGUGUUGUUUUUUUUCCUCCCUCUGAAAUAUGUUGUCUGUAAUCACAGAUGCCCUUGCUUAGAAGGUGUCUCAGAAUGACUUCCAUUGAGUGCUUAUUGCUUAAAUUUAAGAAAUCCUAGAGGUCACUGAAACCUCAGGAUAUUUACAAACCCCUUUUUGCUCUUUUCAUGCUAAAUACUAUGCCUCUAGGCAGGCAAGAAUAAUGUAAGGAAAAUGAUACUUAAUAAUAAUUCUACAUAUUCUACACCUCCCCCCAACCCCUGUAUGUAUAGACAAUGAAUGGUAUGGAAUGUUGGCAGGGCUGAGAUCAUUUCCCAGGACUUUUCUUCCUCAUUGGUUUUCAGAAUUUACACCACUGUGCUUAUUUAGUUUAUGCGAUAUAUGGCAAUACUACUGUGUUGAAGCUUUCUAGGAAAGGUUGACAGUAUUUUUGUACAUUUUUUAGAAGAAAAUGUUAAUUUAUUAUAUUUUAAUUUGCAAACAUAAAUAAA
Messenger RNA from Megalops cyprinoides (Indo-Pacific tarpon), 2120 nucleotides. RefSeq names its product Cbp/p300-interacting transactivator, with Glu/Asp-rich carboxy-terminal domain, 2 (gene cited2). Gene Ontology annotation, cellular component: nucleus. Bases 294 to 1004 code for a protein of 236 amino acids. The record is from RefSeq and is a predicted model, not a curated record. The transcript has 2 exons. Gene Ontology annotation, biological process: regulation of DNA-templated transcription. Lineage: Eukaryota; Metazoa; Chordata; Actinopteri; Elopiformes; Megalopidae.